GUAUGAACAAUAUUAUUAGCCACUUGGUUUCGUAUCUGUAUCUUAUUUCUCAUUUUCUGGUAGCCGGAUCAGAUUUCAAGACCACGAAAGAUAAAAAAAACAAAAAUAGAAGAAAAGCAAAAGAAACUUGAAGAAAUCAGUCUGCUGCGAUUGAGGAAACUUGCUAUGAUGUCGCUUUGAUUCGAAGUUUCUAUAAUCAUCGGUGGCUGCAAUAUAUACAAGGUAGAUGGAUUGCAACAGAGGUGAGGCUAUGAGGUCAAAAGAUAUUGCUGAAAAGAGGUUUUUAGCUAAAGAUGUUAUUGGUGCAAAGAAAUUUGCUCUCAAGGCACAGAGUUUAUAUCCCGGACUUGAAGGCAUUUCACAGAUGUUGGCAACACUUGACAUUUAUGUGUCUGCUGAGAAGAGAGUAAACGGGGAGGUGAAUGUUUAUGAAAUUCUUGGCAUUAAUCCACAAGCAGAUGAAGAUGUGAUCAGAAAGCAGUACAGGAAACUGGCUCUCAUUCUUCAUCCUGAUAAGAAUAAAUCCAUAGGGGCAGAAGGAGCCUUUAAACGUGUAUCAGAAGCCUGGAGCUUGCUGUCUGACAAGGAGAAAAAGGCAGCAUAUGACCACAGGCAUGCUAAUGAGUUCCAGAAAAAUGCAGGAGGUCCGUCUAAACCACCAUUACAGAACGGUUUUUACAAUUUCGCAAAGAAUGCCGCUUCACAAAAGAAGCCUCCAAAAGGCAAUGACAAUACAAAUCCUGCACCAUCAAAAAAGCAGGAGCGAAGAACCUUCUGGACUGUUUGCUAUCGGUGCAAGGUGCAGUAUGAAUAUCUUCUGAAGUAUCUCCACCGGAACCUUCUCUGUCCAAACUGCCACGAGGCUUUCUUUGCAGUGGAGAUCACCCCCCCUUCUAAUGGAUCAAAAAAAUCCACUGAAUGUGACAACUCUCAGCCCCAAGAAAAUUUGAAACAUCAUGGGACAAACAAGAAGGUUCCCAGUAGUGGAAAAAGUAACCCAGGCCCUUCAAAUGUGAAAUCUUCAGGAUUCCAGUGGAGCCCCUUCUCUAAAACUGCGGGCUCUGCAUCCGCUGUUCAUGCAGCAAGUGUGGUUCAACAAGCUUAUGAGAAAGUGAAAAGAGAGCGUCAAGAAGCACAAGCUGCAACAAAAAGAGAGGAUGCAUUACGAAGGAAGAAUUAUUCCUCCAAAAGAGCUCAUGGGAUGUCAGUAGCUGGAAACCCCAGUCUCGGCAAGAGGAAAAGAGACAUGGAUAAUCAAUGUACAGGUCGGGAAACAUCAAAGGAAGGCAUGGAAAGCAGUUCAACCUGCAGAAAGAGUUUGUCAGGACAAGUCAUGUCGAAAGGUAGGAGUAUACUGGGGGAUAUGGACUUGCUGUAUCCUGAUGUUAGGGAUAUGCUGAUAGAGAAGGCCAAGCAACAGAUACAAAGGAAGGUGAAAGAAUGGAGCUCGCCUACCAUGGCUUCCACUUUUUCUCCAAAUCUAAUGAAUGUCCAUGAGACGCCGGAGAGAAUAGAAGUUAGUGCCAGACAAGAUUGUGAGCGAGCUACUAGUAGUUUUGAAGUGCCUGCAGAGAAAUAUGAUUUUGGCACUGCUGGGGGCUAUAUAUGUGGUGGACUCUUUGAGUACUUUUCAGUCGAUGAACUAGAUUCUGAUUUUUACAACUUCAAUAGAGAUCGAACAGAAAGCUGUUUCAGAGGUAACCACAUAUGGGCAGUAUAUGAUAAUGAUGAUGGUAUGCCUCGACAAUAUGCCAUGAUCCAUAAUGUUAUUUCUAUAAAUCCUUUCAAGGUUAGGAUUAGUUGGCUUAACUCGCUUACAAACAAUGGACUAGGUCCCCAAUACUGGUUUGAUUCUGGUUCCUCAAAAACAUGUGGCAGCUUUAUGAAGGGUAGACGUGAAAUCCAUAGCUCGCUGAACUGCUUUUCUCACAAGGUUAGGUGGUCAAAAGAUUCAAAUGGAGUCAUUCAAAUAUUUCCUAGAAAGGGAGAUGUUUGGGCUUUAUACAGAAACUGGUCUAGAGAUUGGAAUGAGCUCACGGACAGUGAUACGAUACAUAAGUAUGAUUUGAUGGAAAUAUUUGAUGAUUAUGAUGAAGAGGAAGGGGUAAUUGUUGCCCCUCUUGUGAAAGUUGCUGGUUUCAGAACAGUUUUUCACCGGCAUUUGAACCCUAGUGAAAUGAGAGUUAUCCCAAGGGAAGAAAUUUUCCGCUUUUCUCAUCAGGUACCAUCCCAUUUGCAUACAAGCCAUCAAGAAUCUGCAAAUGCUCCGAAAGGUUGUAUUGAGUUGGAUCCAGCUGCUUUGCCUUUAGAACUUCUUCAUUUUAUUCCAGAUGUCGAUGAGGCUGAACACCUAUCUGAUGAGAGAAACGAGGAAAAUAUUAAUGGUUCUCUAGAGAAGACUACCGCCACCAAUGGGAGUGCUGAGAGUUCCCAAGCCUUAAAAGUCACUGAUGGGAUUUUAAAGGAUUCCUUAAUUAACCUGGAUUAGUGUUCUGGGGGGUGAAGUAGCAUGGCAGAUGAUUGCAAACUAUGAAUGUAUAGAGCUCAUCCACCGUCGCAUAGGUAUUUUUCAGUGACUGAUUAUAUAUAUAUUCUGAUUUUACUCUGGCUUGAAGCUGUUAAAUCAUACAGUGCCGCAAAAGCUAUAUCUUAUCUGCAAAUUGAAGAUUGUCACGAUUCUUUGAUGGCAAGCUCCAAUUGUGGAUGUGAAUAAUGCCAAUGGUUCAAGACAAAACAGUGGAUAUAUCUUUGUGUAACAUUUGACAAACAGAUGGAAAGUUUUUCAAUUCUCUAGAGCUUUUAUCAACAAAGAUUGGUGGGAACCGUACAGGGAAAAAGUUUUAUAGUCAUACAUGACUCUUAAGGAGUCACAUGAGUUCAUGUGGCACCAUCGUCAUCACCCAUUUUCAUACUGGGGUGACCCCAUUAUGAAAAUGGGUGAGGAGGAUGAGGACGCAUAGGCUGCUUCAAUUUUUUCACUGGGCAUUGCUGCCACCUUUUGUUUAGUGCAUAUUACCUGAUUGCCUCCGUGUUUCCUGCCUUCCAGUUUUUAAUCAAGGACCUCCUGCAUACCUAAUCAUAUAGCCAAUACACCAUAGGGUCUCACUUUCCUUCGCUUCUCUCUCUCUCUCUAAAUUUGUUUGCCGUUGAUUUAUUGAUAAAUGGACCAAGCCUUGAAAUAUAAUAAAAGCCGCAUUUUCCAA
Messenger RNA from Cuscuta europaea, 3203 nucleotides. Lineage: Eukaryota; Viridiplantae; Streptophyta; Magnoliopsida; Solanales; Convolvulaceae. The record is from the annotation of a GenBank genome assembly.